CAUUUUCGGGUCGCGACUGUCAUCGUUGGAACACACUUCUAAAACUGUGCGAGAACGCAGCGGUCCCUCACUAUCUUUAAAACAACUUCUGAGGAUGGAUAGGACGAUGUCGACUCAUAGCAAAUAGUGUUCCUGUAUUUUGAGCGCUGCUCUGGUUCAAGCCAAGCUACAAAGACAAGAGAACAUUGACUAGGCUUAUUCGUGGCAGGCUCGAAUUCAUUAGCUAGCCAGGCAGCAAUGCUAGCAUAAUUGGUUACAAUGUAUUGCUUGGAAUUUGCGAGUUUUUAGACGGCAGCGGCAUUAUACAACGGGAUUAAAGCCAGUGGUGUUUCGUGGGCUAUUUUUAUAGUGCAGCAGGCCGAAAAACGUGUCAUCGGGAUUUAACCGGCGGGCGGACUGGGGAGAGAGAGAAGGUACAUAGAUGUGGUACACAGACUCACUUUUGUUGUUACCUGACUACAUUUAACAAUUUGCUUAGCCGUAGGAAACGUAUCACUUUAAAGAUCUGUAAUAUUAUCCUGUCAAUGUUUAUAUAAGCGCAGGUUUAUAUCGGUAUCUCCUCAGCCUUGACGUUGUCAUUGCCGUUCACGAGCAUAGCCCACUCUUUAAAAAAGUGAUGGAAGUGGAGCAUCACAACAGUCCGUCGUGCUUUGUUUGAGCUCGAGGUAGCCGGGGGCAGCGCACUUGUCUUGGGGAAAAUAGAACCGUUUCGAUUAAGGUAACGUUUGGAUUGAGAGUCAAUACGAGGUUUUUGAGUGUAUUUUUAACAGAAUAUUAAUUAAAUUGGCUUAUAUUUUGACGUCCAUUCGAGAGAGCUAGGAUACUUAAAUCAUACCAGUGUUCCUCUCCCAGACUAGGCUCGUGAUAUCACCAACGUUCUACAAUGUUGCCAAUCGAGCUCGUCUUGGUUCGCUACAUUGUUUGGACGAGUCAUCGCUUAUUUUAAGUCUUGAGGAAAUUGUUGUGGUCAUCAUGAAUUAGUAUAGAGACUUUACACAGUGUUCUCACGACCGCAUCCAUUGCAGAAAGAAAUGCAGAAGCAUAUUUCGUUCUGGGCCUCAAACCUGCCGCUAUGCUUACAAACAUGUCGGAGUGUUUUUUGUAGGACAUGAGCCUAUGUGUGACAAUUAGGCCUAUCAUGCUAUGUACGAUAUAGGCCUGGAUCUUAUAAUAGUUUAGGUCUCUCAAACUACUAAAUGUAUUUUAUUUCCGUGUAAUGCUCUGCUCUAUCGAUCUCCUUCAUUGAUCCUCUGUCUCCCAUUUCUUGUCAUCCUGUGAGAGGGGCGGUAACGAAAGUGUGUCGGCCCAUAUACUAGGUUACUAUUGACAGUAAGAUGGAUCGAUAACAAGAGUUGCAAAUUGCCAAACGUCCCAUACAGUGUUUGAGAGAUUUGUUAGCUGUGGCAAUCGGAUGGGAAAUUACGGGAUCGCUCAUAUUGGUGCAUUGCAGUCAAUGGAUUGUGCGGGCGGGGAAGGGAGGAGGAGGGAGGUGAUGUUGUGGGCGAGGGCCUCCUGGCGUCGGGAGAGGAGAACAGGUGCGCGUCCACAACAAAGCAGAGGAGUGGAGGAGAAGUCGCGGAGUCGCGUAUUUCUGCUCGGUCCAGCUACAAUUCUGCGACGAUGCGUGUGUUUACCUUCCAUGAUUCCAUUUAGUCAGUUCUGUUCUCUCGCGAGAUAGAAAGACUGACUAUAAAGGUAGUGCCACGCAAACGAUGUAUAGAAUAGCUUUGUAACUGAAAUGCUCACAGCUCAUUAAUUAAUUUAUUCAAGCUCAAAAGAUGAGUCCCAUUGGAACAGAGGCAGAUGGUGCAGAGGAGUGAGCUGUGGCGUGGUUGGUUGUUGGUAACAGACUGAACAGUUCUGUUUGAACAAAAUCUCUCUUGAUUUGGACAUCAUUUAUUCUGAGAGAUUUUGUUCCUCUAAUGCGCAUCCUUGAAAUAAUCUCAUAGUCGGACAUUCAUUAUUUCUGAGUCUUGUAAUAUUAUUAGAUGGCUCUUCCUCUAACUACUAACUAGCCUUGAUUCUAAGAGCUUUGAAGAAUAAUAUGGGAACUCAAGACUAACCUCUCUAACUCUCUCCCCUCCAGUGUGUGUGAACUCAGGUUAUGUCCACCAUGGUGUACCCACGCAGCGAGGAGACCCUGGAGCGCCUGACCCAGGAUGAGAUAGUGCUCAACACCAAGGCUGUGAUGCAGGGCCUGGAGACCCUCCGAGGGGAGCAUGCCCAGCUCCUCACAUCCCUGCUGGACUGCACCCAGCCACCCGCUGCCCAGGAGAAGUCAGGCCUGCUGCGCAAGAGCCUGGAGGCCAUAGAACUGGGCCUGGGAGAGGCACAGGUAGGAGAAAGGGAGGGGGUGGGAGAGAUGGGUAAGGAGAGAUAAGGGGGAAAGAGGGGUUGAGGGAUGGAGAGAGGGGGGGAAAGAAAGAGAAAAGAGAGAGAAUAGAGGGGGUUGAGUGGAAGAUGCUUACUGCUCUGGUUUAGACAUACAGGAUGAUGAUGAUGCAAUGAUGAGAAAUCACGAGGGGGAAGGGUGAAAAAGAUGAUGCUGGUCCUCUACGUGGUACAUUGUGUGACUAAGAGUGAAGGAGAGGAUAUAUUUAGAUUAAUGUCUCUUAUAGAAAGAGAGGACAAUGAAUUAUAGAGAAUAUGGAAGUUGUUCUUCCUGUAUGAAGGUGCCAGUGGGAAUCUGUCUUAGACACAGAUGGACUGAUAUAACAUGAAAUGCGUAAAAGAACAUCCCAAAAUACAUAUUCAAAGCUUUCCCUCCCUGCCUGCCACUCAACUCACUCCUCCAUCUCCCCACCCUAUUUUGAAUAGAGUAGAAUAUAAUUAUACAUUGUCCACCAAAGAGGACAUUCUCUGCACUGGUCUCAGAAUAGGUUACAACAAGCAGUCUGUCAUGGGAGGUAGCCUAGCGGUUUGAUCGUUGGGCCAGUAACCGGAAGGUUGCUCUUCGAAUCCCUGAGCCGACAAGGUGAAAAAUCUGUUGAUGUGCUCUUGAGCAAGGCACUUACCCUAAUUGCUCCAGAGUCACCAUUGAUAAUAGGAUAUGCAAAAAAACAUUUCCAUUUCAAACAUGUAUUCAUACACACUUGAACAUGUGUGAAAUAGAACACAUAUAAACACUGACUAAAUAAUAAUAAUGUAUUAUUAUUAUUAUUAUACACACUCAUUCCCACAGACUACCACUUCCCUCCCUUUGAAACCAAAACAUGAUCAAAGCUUUCCUGUAUUAUUUUAACCCCUCCCUAUUUGCCAGGUUGUCAUUUAAAACAAGAGUUAGCUCUUAAUUGACCUGCUUAGAUAAAUGAAGGUUAAAUAGAUCAAAUAAACUCCCUCUCUUCAGGUGAUCAUCGCCCCAAGGCUAGCCGCUUACUCUUUAGAAACAAAAACAUUCUCAAGGCUUUCUCUCUUCGUUCAAUUAACCCUUUUGAAUCAAUUUCUGCGGCCCUGCGGAAAUCGAAUUAUCAUAAUACAAUAGUCCCCAUAAAUAUCUGUCUAAGCAAGAGAUAUCCGUUUUUUUGCAAGGGCUGCAUCUCAGUCGCCGAUAUCGGCCUUCUGCGGUGAAAGGUGGCCGAGCUACAGCGGUGUUUGUCAGACCAGGAGACAUUCCGAAAAUCGGUCUUCUCACGAAAAUGUCUGUAUGACUAUAUUUCUGGGGGGACACCUAAAGGGGUCCUAAAAUUCAAACUCAAAUAUCUAAAUGAUCCAUGGUAUGACCAUUUUAUAAGAAUUCCAUAUGUCAGCUUAGUAGAACCCCCCCCCACCCUGGCUUAGACUGUAGAGGGUUAACCCCUCAUUCCAUCCCUCCCUCCCUCUCCCCAGGUGAUCAUUGCCCUAUCGGGUCACCUGAGUGCUGUGGAGUCAGAGAAACAGAAGCUAAGAGCCCAGGUCAGACGACUGUGCCAAGAGAACCAGUGGUUAAGAGACGAGCUGGCAGGAACACAGGUACAUAUACAGCAUAUCACUACAUACUGCUUACAGUGGUAGUUCACUCUAAUAUCAAUGGUUGUCAGACGUUUCUAAAACCAAAGUGAUUAAAACGUUUUGAGUCCAUGUCCCGAUGUAGCUCAGUUGGUAGAACAUGGCUUACAGCGCCAGGGUUGUGGGUUCAAUUCCCACGGGGGACCAGUAUGAAAAAAGUAUUACAAUGCAUGCACUCACUACUACUGUAAGUCGCUCUGGAUAAGAGCGUCUGCUAAAUGACAUAAAUGUAAAAUGUACACAGUCGAUGGUGUGGGAUGUGGACUCAUCUCGUCAAUUUCGAUUUUGGAGUAUGCUAUCAUUUUAAACCCUUCCAAAGCAAAACAUUUGCCAAGCUUCCCCUCCCUCACACUCACAUCUCCUCCCUCUCCCCUCCCCUCCCCUCCCCCCAGCACAAGCUGCAGCGUAGUGAGCAGAGUGUUGCCCAGCUAGAGGAGGAGAAGAAACACCUGGAGUUCAUGAACCAGAUCAAGAAGUUUGAUGAUGACGUGUCACAGUCUGAGGAGAAGGCUGCAGGGCAGACGUCUAAAGACAGCCUGGACGACCUGUUCCCCAAUGAUGACGACCAGGGACAAGGUAUGAUGAUUGGUUGAUUGACUGAUCUGAUUAAUUGAUCAAGAAGAAGAAGACCAUUGAGGGGAAUCCCACAAAAGUCUAAAUUAAAAUUUUCCAACCCAGAGACUGUAGUCAACAUCUGUAGAGCAAUAGCCCAUCAAAUCCUGUGACAUCAUCAGCUGUAGCAGAGCACUAACGUUGAUGUUGUCACAGGGUUGCAUUCACAAAUGGUGCUAGACAUUUUGAGUCAAGUCCUGUUGGAGCAAUGUACCAAGAAUGAGACCUCCUCUCCUCUCCUCUCCCUUCUAUUUUCCUUCCCCCCUCCAGCCCAGCCCAGUGGAGAGGUGGCGGCCCAGCAGGGUGGUUAUGAGAUCCCAGCCCGCCUGAGGACCCUCCACAACCUGGUGAUCCAGUACGCCUCUCAGGGGAGGUACGAGGUGGCCGUGCCCCUCUGCAAACAGGCCCUGGAAGACCUGGAGAAGACCUCCGGACACGACCACCCUGACGUGGCCACCAUGCUCAACAUCCUGGCCCUGGUCUACAGGUGUGUGUGAAUAGGAUGGAGAGAUGGAUGGGUGCAGAGAGGAUGUGUAGAUAGUUGUAGAUACUCUUGUUCAGAUGAAUAGCUGGCUGAAGAUAAUGAAUGGAGACUUACUGGUUAACUACAGGUAGCACAUGUAUACAUCUUCCAACAUUAUAUGAUCUUUUCUUCCAGGGACCAGAACAAGUACAAAGAGGCAGCUCAUCUGCUGAACGAUGCCCUGGCCAUCAGAGAGAAGACCCUGGGGAAGGACCACCCUGCGGUAGCCGCCACUCUCAACAACCUGGCCGUGCUCUAUGGGAAGAGGGGCAAGUACAAGGAGGCUGAGCCCCUCUGUAAGAGAGCCCUGGAGAUCAGAGAGAAGGUAUGGAUCAUUACAGAGUUUUUCCUGGUUAGGUCAUGUGGUCAGAUAAAAAUUAAUAGUCCAUGAAUAACUCACAAGUGAAACUAUAUGUAUGACUUGUUCUAUCAUGUAGGUAAAGUAUUUAAAUGCGUGUGUGUGUUCAGGUCCUGGGGAAGUACCACCCUGACGUGGCCAAGCAGCUGAACAACCUGGCCCUGCUGUGUCAGAACCAGGGAAAAUACGAGGAGGUGGAGUAUUAUUACAGACAAGCCCUGGAGAUCUACCAGUCCAAACUGGGGACUGACGACCCCAACGUAGCCAAGACCAAGAACAACCUGGUGAGGAGGGAGAGAGAUUGUAGUAGAUGGGUUGAAGAGCUACAUUUUCAGUAAUGAAUUCCCCCUGAAAUAUUUUAUCAAGAUGAAUCAAAUUGAAAAGACUGAUGUUUUUUGCAAACUUGGUAUUGUUACAUUUAUUUGCUUGUGUAUUGAAUUGAGUUGUAUUUUCGCAUCCAACCAUUUGACAUGUUUCAUCUCAUCUCUCUAGGCUACAUGCUACCUCAAACAGGGAAAGUUCAAGGAUGCUGAGUCUCUGUACAAAGAGAUCCUGACCAGAGCACAUGAGAAGGAGUUUGGAUCAGUCAACAGUGAGUCUCCUACAGAGGACAUUAACACAUCAGUCACUGACAGACUAGGGCUGCAUCCCAAAUCCCAUCAUGGCCAGCUAAUCAUGCCCUCAUUCCUAAUUGGCAUAUAUCACUCCUCACCUAUCCACCUCAUAGCUGAUUUGUUGUGAACGUUCUGGCACAAAAUGGUUGCUGUACACGCCCAGGUGGGUGCUACAUAUUGGUGGUGGAUGAGGUGAGUUUCCCCCUACUAUGUAAAGCGCUUUCAGUACCUCGGUAGAAAACGCUAUAUAAAUCCAAUCAAUUGUUACUAAUUAAAUGGCACCCUAUUCCCUAUGUAGUGCACUACUUUGGACCAGAGCCCUGUGGGAAUAGGGUGCCAUUUGGGAUGUAGCCUAGUACUACAUGUGCCACCACAACAGACCAACCAACCAACUCCAUCAACUCUUCAUGUAGCAUUAGAAGAGGUGUGAAUCAACAGUAUGUCCUUUCUGGCUGUGACUGCCCAGUAAACCCUGUGGUCAUUGGCUGGCCAUGCGUGGCCGUGUCCUGGCUAAAACAGGCUAUCUGUCAUGUGUAAAGCAUCUUAAUGCACCACCGUGUCCAGAUCACUGCCUUUAAGCCAAUCAAACCCUUACACACUCUCUCACGCUCUGUAGAGCACAGUACAGGAGGGGGUCUGGCAUGGGUCAGCAUGGUACACUUUGUGUUCCCACACACACUGUAGGUUUCACAUAGUUAGCAUUGAGGUGGAAUACUCUUUUAAUGAUAUGCCAUAAAUGAAUCCAUUUGGUUUUAAAUGCAAACACCUUUUAUUUGUUGUGUGAGGGAACGUACAGUAUACGUGUGGUAUACUUUUCUGGUCCUUGCAAUAAAAUAUAUGAACGUACAAAUGAAACCGUGCCACUCAUCCCCUCUUCUCCUCUCUUCUUCCUCCUCUCUUCAUCCUCUCCUCUCCUCCUCCUCUCUUCUCCUCCCUCUCUUCUCCUCCUCUCUUCAUCCUCUCCUCUCCUCCUCUCUUCUCCUCUUCUCUUCAUCCUCUCCUCUCCAUCUCCUCUUCUCCUCCUCUCUUCAUCCUCCUCUUCUCCUCCUCUCUUCUCCUCCUCUCUUCAUCCCCUCCUCUCUUCAUCUCCUCCCCUCCUCCUCUUCUUCUCUCUUGCAGACGACAACAAGCCAAUCUGGAUGCAUGCGGAGGAGAGAGAGGAGAGCAAGGUAGCUCCAGUAUGACUGAUCUGAACCAUGGUCCCACUGUAUCACUGUUAAUGGCAGCUUAUUAACUCUGAUGGAUAGGUAGACUAAUAGGACAGAGAGGAACACAGAGAAUAUUCAAGUAUUAAUAAUAGAGGAGGCUUUAUAAUAAGGUCAUAAUUCAUGUCUACUGCUGCUAACUGCCCCUCUAUUCUCUCUGUCUUUCUGCACUCUCUUAUCGCUCUCUCUCUCAGGGGAAGAAGAAGGAAGCUAGUCCCUGUGUAGAGUAUGGGAGCUGGUACAAGGCCUGCAAAGUUGACAGGUGAGAGUUACUAUUCAAUUUAAUUUGAAUGUGAGAUAAAUACACAGAACUCAGUGUUUAAAAUUAUAUAAACAUUGUGGUUUAAUGAUGACAUGAUAUUGACAUGUACUUAAUUCCUGUCAGUCCUACUGUCAAUACCACCCUGAAGAGCCUGGGGGCGCUGUACCGCAGACAGGGUAAACUACAGGCAGCUGAGACACUGGAGGAGUGUUCUACCAAGACACGCAAGCAGGUACUAGUAAUACAUUAUCAGGUACUAGUAAUACAUUAUCAGGUACUAGUAAUACAUUAUAUGGUACUAGUAAUACAUUAUCAGGUACUAGUAAUACACUAUCACUAUCGGGUACUAGUAAUACACUAUCACUAUCAGGUACUAGUAAUACACUAUCAGGUACUAGUAAAACACUAUCAGAUACUAGUAAUACACUAUCAGGUACUAGUAAUACACUAUCAGUAUCAGGUACUAGUAAUAUACCAGCAGGUACUAGUAAGACACUAUCACUAUCAGGUACUAGUAAUACACUACCACUAUCAGGUACUGGUAAUUCACUAUCAGGUAAUAGUAAUUCACUAUCACUAUCAGGUACUAGUAAUUCACUAUCAGGUACUAGUAAUUCACUAUCAUGUACUAGUAAUUCAUUACCACUAUCAGGUACUAGUAAUUCACUAUCAGGUACUAGUAAUACACUAUCAGGUACUAGUAAUUCACUACAACUAUCAGGUACUAGUAAUACACUAUCACUAUCAGGUACUAGUAAUACACUAUCACUAUCAGGUACUAGUAAAACACUAUCAGAUACUAGUAAUACACUCUCACUAUCAGGUACUAGUAAUACACUAUAAGGUACUGGUAAUUCGCUAUCAGGUACUAGUAAUUCACUAUCAGGUACUAGUAAUACACUAUCAUGUACUAGUAAUUCAUUACCACUAUCAGGUAAUAGUAAUUCACUAUCAGGUAAUAGUAAUUCACUAUCAGGUACUAGUAAUUCACUAUCAGGUACUAGUAAUUCACUAUCAGGUAAUAGUAAUUCACUAUCACUAUCAGGUACUAGUAAUUCACUAUCAGGUAAUAGUAAUUCACUAUCAGGUACUAGUAAUACACUAUCAGGUACUAGUAAUUCACUAUCAUGUACUAGUAAUUCAUUACCACUAUCAGGUACUAGUAAUUCACUAUCAGGUACUAGUAAUUCACUAUCAGGUACUAGUAAUUCACUAUCAGGUAAUAGUAAUUCACUAUCACUAUCAGGUACUAGUAAUUCACUAUCAGGUACUAGUAAUUCACUAUCAGGUAAUAGUAAUUCACUAUCAGGUAAUAGUAAUUCACUAUCAGGUACUAGUAAUUCACUAUCAUGUACUAGUAAUUCAUUACCACUAUCAGGUACUAGUAAUUCACUAUCAGGUACUAGUAAUUCACUAUCAGGUACUAGUAAUUCACUAUCAGGUACUAGUAAUUCACUAUCAGGUACUAGUAAUUCACUAUCAGGUACUAGUAAUUCAUUACCACUAUCAGGUACUAGUAAUUCACUAUCAGGUACUAGUAAUUCACUAUCAGGUACUAGUAAUUCACUAUCAGGUACUAGUAAUUCACUAUCAGGUACUAGUAAUACACUAUCACUAUCAGGUACUGGUAAUACACAUUCAGUCAAAAAAGGUCCUACACAGGUCCUACACAAUCACUGAAAAAGCAGGUACAAGCACUGAGACACUGACAGUGCAAUUACCAAGGGCUGUAGUCUAGAGUCUUGAAGCUCUCACAUACACUCUGUUUCAACCCUGCUGACAUUUAGGAUUCAUUAUCAUGUCUCUCUCUCUCUCCCCCCCCAGGGUAUAGAUGCCAUUAACCAGAGUAAGGUGGUGGAGCUCCUGAAGGAUGGGGCACCAGGAGGGGGAGAGCGACGGCAGAGCCGGGAGGGUCUCAACGGCCCCCAGCGGGGGGACUGUGAGGGGGACGACGGAGCAGAGUGGAACGGGGUACGGCGCACCUGUCAGUGUCUUAUUAUUGUUGAAAGAUGAAGAAUUCAGUGAACAUACGGUCAAAUUAGGGCUGGGCGAUAUAUCGAAUUAAUUCCAAAAUAACAAAAAGGGCAUUUUCAUAGACAGACUUGAAAGCCAGAUCAGUGAUUAUUGCAAAAAAGCAGGUUAAAAUAAUUAAAUGUAGAGUGGGUCUUAUGGUUGAAGGUUUAUAUUUAGCCUAGGUAUAAUUUUAGAAGCCCUGAAUUCAUAAAAGUAUUCCCAACCGUUUGAAAUGCAGUGUAUUUACCUUUUUAAUUGUGCAACAAAGCUUAUUUAGAGAGAGAAACAAUUGAGUUAUAUAUUGUGAAUCGCCCGUAAGUUAGAAAAAUGUAGAUGUUUUUUUUUUUUUCUAGCAACAAUGUGUAGCUAAAAUCUAGUGUGAUGUUUGUUGUGCCUGACAAAUACAUUGAUAGAAGUAAUAAAAAGGCUUACAUAAAUAUUUAUUACAUAAAUAAUGACUUGAUUUCUGUUUAGAGGCCACUCCUUAAUGUGUAGUGGUUGUCUUGUUCUCUCAGGAAGGGAACGGUUUGUUGCGUCGGAGCGGAUCCUUUGGGAAGAUCCGUGAAGCGCUGCGUAGGAGCAGUGAGAUGCUGGUGAAGAAACUACAGGGCAGUGGCCCCCAGGAGCCCCGCAACCCAGGGUGAGAGAAACUGUGUGUCUGGACCCUAGCCCAUCACUGAUCAUACUGUGUGUCUGGACCCUAGCCCAUCACUGAUCAUACUGUGUGUCUGGACCCUAGCCCAUCACUGAUCAUACUGUGUGUCUGGACCCUAGCCCAUCACUGAUCAUACUGUGUGUCUGGACCCUAGCCCAUCACUGAUCAUACUGUGUGUCUGGACCCUAGCCCAUCACUGAUCAUACUGUGUGUCUGGACCCUAGCCCAUCACUGAUCAUACUGUGUGUCUGGACCCUAGCCCAUCACUGAUCAUACUGUGUGUCUGGACCCUAGCCCAUCACUGAUCAUACUGUGUGAAUGUUUUGUGUUUCCCUCAGGAGGUUUGUUCUUUGGUGGGGAGCCGACUAGGCACCUGAGUUAGUAACCUAAUGUCAAAAAGGAAACACCCAGGCAUUGAAACAUUUUCUAUUGAUGCUAACUGAAACGUAAACGUCUGUCUGUGUGUUCCUCAGGAUGAAGAGAGCCAGCUCCCUCAACUUCCUCAACAAGAGUGCAGAAGACCCCUCACAGGUACCAUCUGUUAACCCUACAUCACUGUCACUGAGCUAUGAACCUGUUAGUUACCAGCCAAGGACUGCUGUCACUGAGCUAUGAACCUGUUAGUUACCAGCUGUCACGAUCGUCAGGGAGAGACCAAUGCGCAGCGUGUUGAACGAACAUAGUGAACUUUAUUAUCUUUAGUGAUAAUCGACACAAUAAACAAAACAAGAAACGACUCGUGACGUCCACAGUAUCAAUGACCGAACACGGAACAAAAACCCACAAACACAAAGGGAAAACAUACAGUUUAAAUAUGGCUCCCAAUCAGAGACAACCAGCCAACAGCUGACACUCGUUGCCUCUGAUUGGGAGUCACUCAGGCCAACAUAGAAAUAGACAAACUAGAACCCCCAACAUAGAAAUAUAACACAUAGAAUAAACACACCCUGGCUCAACAAAUAGAGUCCCAGAGCCAGGGUGUGACAGUACCCCCCCCUAAAGGCGCGGACUGCGACCGCGCCUCAAUAAGAGCAAAACAGGGGAGGGCUGGGUGGGCAUACCUCCUCGGCGGCGGUUCUGGCUCCGGCCUUGCCCACCACCCUCCAAUAAACCCCCCAUAGCGCCCCUGGUCCGGUCUGGCCCCGCUGGCUGGAGCUGACCUGGACGUAGCAGGAGCGGCUAGCUUCAGCUCCAUUGUGGAGCAGUUGAGCGGUACCUGAUUUGGCACCGAUAACCCAGGCACGGGUUGUGCCGGACUGACGACGCGCACCCCUGGCUUGGUGCGUGAGGCAGGAACUGACCGGACCGGGCUGACGAUGCGCACCCCUGGCUUGGUGCGUGGAGCAGCAACGGGCCGGAUCGGGCUGACGAUGCGCACCCCUAGCUUGGUGCGUGGAGCCGGAACGGGCCUCACCGGACUGACGACUCGCACCCCUGGCUUGGUGCAUGGAGCCGGAACGGGCCUCACCGGACUGACGACUCGCACCCCUGGCUUGGUGCGUGGAGGAGGGACGGGCCUUACCAGGCUGACGACUCGCACCCCUGGCUUGGUGCGAGUGGCCGGAACAGGCCGGGCCGGGCUGGCGACGCGCACCGUAGACUUGGUGCGAGUGGCAGGAACAGGCCGGGCCGGGCUGGCGACGCGCACCGUAUACUUGGUGCGAGUGGCAGGAACAGGCCGGGCCGGGCUGGCGACGCGCACCGUAUACUUGGUGCGAGUGGCAGGAACAGGCCGGGACGGGCUGGCGACGCGCACCGUAGACUUGGUGCGAGUGGCAGGAACGGGCCGGGCUGGCGACGCGCACCGUAUACUUGGUGCGAGUGGCAGGAACAGGCCGGGCCGGGCCGGGCUGGCGACGCGCACCGUAUACUUGGUGCGAGUGGCAGGAACAGGCCGGGACGGGCUGGCGACGCGCACCGUAGACUUGGUGCGAGUGGCAGGAACAGGCCGGGCUGGCGACGCGCACCGUAGACUUGGUGCGAGUGGCAGGGACAGGCCGGACCAGGCUGGCGACGCACACCGUAGGCUUGGUGCGUGGAGCAGGGACAGGCCGAACCGGGCUGUGGAGACGGAUAGGAGCCCUGGAGUGAAGAGCGGCCACAACCCGUCCUGGCUGAAUGCCUACCCUCACACACUCUGUGUGAGGCAUCCGCACAGGACGUACAGGGCGGUGUAUCCGUAACCUGGUGGCCUCCAGAAUCCGCCCCUCUUUUGCCUCCGUCAGCCCCGUCGUCCAUGCCGUGUGCCCCCCCCUAAAAAAUUUCUGGGGUUGCCUCUCGACCGCCCGACGACGACCCUGAUCACGCCGUUGCUCCUCUCUACGGCGCGCCUCCACCGUCUCUUCUCCCGGCGCUUCCUCCCAUGUCCAGCCCAAGAGCUGCCCCUGGACACGCUGCUUGGUCGUUGCAUGGUGGGUUUUUCUGUCACGAUCGUCAGGGAGAGACCAAGGCGCAGCGUGAUGAACAAACAUACUUUAAUUAGUUAAAGUUUAAACAUGAAUACAAAACCAGAAACGACUCGUGACGUCCACGGUAUCAAUGACCGAACACGGAACAAAAACCCACAAACACAAAGGGAAAACAUACAGUUUAAAUAUGGCUCCCAAUCAGAGACAACCAGCCAACAGCUGACACUCGUUGCCUCUGAUUGGGAGUCACUCAGGCCAACAUAGAAAUAGACAAACUAGAACCCCCAACAUAGAAAUAUAACACAUAGAAUAAACACACCCUGGCUCAACAAAUAGAGUCCCAGAGCCAGGGUGUGACACCAGCCAAGGACUGCUGUCACUGAGCUAUUAACCUGUUAGUUACCAGCCAAGGACUGCUGUUACUGAGCUAUUAACCUGUUAGUUACCAGCCAAGGACUGCUGUCACUGAGCUAUUAACCUGUUAGUUACCAGCCAAGGACUGCUGUCACUGAGCUCCUGAGUUAUACAUCUGAAUGAAAAGAUUGGACUUCCAUUAAAGUUUUAGAUUUAGUUAGUGCUAUGUUGUUGUUUGGUGUCUACCCCUUAUCACUUUGGUGUCUAUCCCUUAUCAAACCUCCUUUCUGUUUUCUCUCUCUCUCCCUCCCUCUCUCCAGGACGCCAACACCGGCCUAUCAGAAUGCAGAGGACUGAGUGCCAGCAAUGUGGACUUGUCAAGACGCAGCUCCCUGAUUGGUUAAACAGAGACGGGAGGCGGGACCAGGAGGAGGAAGGCCCAAUGACGGGACCAGGCGGAGGAAGGCCCAAUGAGGAGAGGCAGUUUGCCACCUGAGGCGAUCAAAACACACUUCAGAUCCAACACUCGCAUUCAAGACAAGUUUUCUAAAGAAACAAGAAAAAGUAUUGCGUAAAACCUGAUUUGACGUGGCUUUUUGUGACUCAGACGUCUCUGUCUUCUUCACUGUAUACUUCGCUGGCAUCUAUCAAACAAGUACAGAAAAUCAUAUUUAAACGGCAUGCUGCUUACUAGAACGUGGAAUGUCUGCACUAGACACUCAUGGUGACUCUGAGGCAUAGCACCGUGAUAGAAUCCAUAUUAUUAUCGCAGCGUGACGAAUUUCUAUCUUAUCCCGCCCACUCUCGUACAGACACUCAACCUUAGGUAGGCUAGUUCUAUUCUGAUUUCUAUCUUAGAGAAGUGUAACCUAGGUCAGUGUGCUGCUAACGGUUUAGCUUCCUCCACUGUCCCUGUCCCCAUAUCUGGCUCGAACCAGUGAUCCUCUGCUUCGCAACACACGUGACCGCCCUCCAUGACAACGUGCGAACCGAAUACAAAAGGUACCAGUUGGUUAGUUCCAUCGGCGACAUUUCAGGCUAGCUGUGGAGUGAGGUUACGGUACGUUCUUAACUCUGUUACAGAAGCAUCACACUCAGCUCACUAGUGGCGUGAUUACUGCAAAUGCUAACAACCCAUUCAAUGGGUAUCACAGUGCUUGAGCCAUAUAAAUCAUAUAUGUUUUUAAGACGAGUUAAAAGAGUUAUGA
Molecule: messenger RNA, 14196 nt
Organism: Coregonus sp. 'balchen'
Lineage: Eukaryota; Metazoa; Chordata; Actinopteri; Salmoniformes; Salmonidae
Source: the annotation of a GenBank genome assembly